AUGACUCCCAAAUUUACGCCCGCCAUGAAUCCUACAGCGAAGGAUGAAGUCGUCGAUGAUGUUCCCGCCAAUCCAAAUUCCAAUCCCAAUGCAAACGACACGCCAAUCCCUUGGUCGGAGCUUUCUCUUUGCAACCAGAUCUUCUCCCGUCAUGAGGCCGUUCUCUGUUCCCACCUCGAAAUGCUAAGUAUGGUGAAGGGGCAGAUUGCUUCGGAGGUCAAUGGGCUCCAGACCGUCUCGUCAAUGGUGAACAAAACCGUAUUGGCAAUGAACCAACUGAAGAUAGCUAGAAAGCAUAUGAUGAGCAAAAACGCUACACCCAGCUCCUCCAGCUCCUCAAACCCCACACAGUCGACUGACACAGAGGCCAAUACCCGCAAGAAAAGGCGCAGAAUCUCUCGGGAUAACGACACAGCCCGUCCUGGGCCCGCGGACGAAAUACGAGCGCCCAAACGACACCGUGAUUCUUCCUCCCAGCCAACACCUGAGCAAGAUGGAGAGUUCACGUCAACGUCACUUGGAACAGAGGAUAUUUCAGCAGAAGUCCAGCGACGGCUGAAAAUAAAGGAGGAGCAACGUUUGAAGAAAGAAAACCCCAAAGCGGAUAAACGUAAGCGCGGCAGUCUCGUGUCGAAUGAAGGUGAACCGUCUAUUGCAUCCAAACCUCGGAAGAAACGGCUUAGGCUGGAGAAUGAGCAUAAGAGAAGUGGUGAAUUGAUGGAUAAUGACGCGGACGCUCCAAAGAAGAAACGACGCAGAUCGCCUUAA
Molecule: messenger RNA, 768 nt
Organism: Penicillium hordei
Lineage: Eukaryota; Fungi; Ascomycota; Eurotiomycetes; Eurotiales; Aspergillaceae
Exons: 4
Coding region: 1-768 (255 amino acids)
Source: RefSeq, a predicted model, not a curated record